This is a messenger RNA of Ctenocephalides felis (cat flea), 4152 nucleotides long. Its product is annotated as WD repeat-containing protein 19-like. The record is from RefSeq and is a predicted model, not a curated record. Lineage: Eukaryota; Metazoa; Arthropoda; Insecta; Siphonaptera; Pulicidae. Gene Ontology annotation, molecular function: protein binding. The coding region runs from base 1 to 4152 and encodes 1383 amino acids. The transcript is spliced from 25 exons. Gene Ontology annotation, biological process: cilium assembly; intraciliary retrograde transport. Gene Ontology annotation, cellular component: cilium; intraciliary transport particle A.
AUGAAUAAUGACAAAAUAUUAUUCAGACAUGAGCAACCGCAUGGUCCAGGCGAGGUGCAACUUGCUUGGCAAACAGGAGGUUCUGGCGCACUUUUGGCAACAACCGGUGCAGACGGUACUGUUGCUAUUUAUAACAGAAAAGGACAACUACACGAGAGGAUUAUCUUAAAUGGGACAUGUACAGGAUUUGGCUGGGAUAGCGAUGGAGAUUUGCUUGGAAUGAUCACACUAAAUUCUUUGCAGGUAACAGUAUGGAAUGUACAUACUGCCAAAAAACAAACGCUCGAUUUAAACUUGCGUGAUAAUCCAACAUGCAUGGUUUGGGCGAAACGCGAUCCGAUAUUGGCUAUCGCUACUUUGAGAGGAAAUUUAUCAUUAUAUAAUUAUGCGACCACAAAGAGGGUGUCGGUGAUAGGCAAGCAUAGCAAAAGAGUAACCUGCGGUUGUUGGAGUUCCGAAGGUUUGCUGGCUUUGGCCGGAGAAGACCGCAGUCUUUCUGUGAGCACAGUGGAUGGGGACACACUACGCGUGGUGCCAUUACGAGACACCCCUUACGACGUCACCUUCGCUGAUAUGAAGACCGAUGAACGCACUCAAGGAGAAAAUACAAUAAGUGUAAUAUUAGGAAAGAAAACUUUAUUCCUGUAUAAUUUACUCGAUGCUGAAAAUCCUAUCGAGUUAGGUUUCCAACAAAAAUACGGCCCCCUUCAAAUACACAAGUGGUUUGGCGACGGCUAUAUCUUAUUGGGCUUUGGUGCAGGACAUAUAGUUGCCAUAUCUACGCAUAUGCAAGAAGUCGGUCAGGAAUUAUUCAUGGUAAAAAGCCAUAAAGGUUUGUUGGAUAUGUCGCUUGCACCCCUCACAAGCGAGGUUGCAUCAUGUGGAGAUAACAAUGUUAAAAUCCAUUCCACAUCUAAUCUUCACGAAACUCUCUCAAUUAUAUCUCCUGCUGAUGAUAGCAUGGUAUACCAUGUAGCUUGGAAUGUUGAAGGAUCAUUACUGGCUCUGACUACAGCCCGUGGUGCUAUCCAAGUCCACGUAGCAAGAUUGCCGCCAAUGGGAGCAGCAUGUGCACCAGCCAUUGCAAUCCUCAGCAGUAUCGCGCAAGUUACAGUGUACCAUCACUAUGGAACUCAUGGACCAUUUGAUCCUUUCACAUUACCUUUGGAAAUAGAACCAUCAUUCAUUGCUUUGAGUAACCGGUAUCUAGCUGUAGCAAUGAAUAACAGAAUUUGGUUGUAUCAAUUGCCAUCCAAACAGGAUGAUAAUACCAUCCUGCUUGGAGAUAGAGAACUGAUGAGUAAUAUAAAGAAAUUAUAUAUAAACAAUAAUUAUAUGGCGGUGAUACAUGGAGGAAAGUUAUCGUUGCAAAUGUUAGUGCCGGUGACAGAAGCCAAUACAGAAAGAGAAGCUAUGUCUUUUCCUGACGUCCAUAUUCAAGAUGAAGAAGUUACUUGUGCAGAUCUCACGCAAUAUUUUCUCCUUUACGGAACAGAUAUGGGGCACAUAAUCCUAUUUUCCAUAAAUGAUUGGACAUUAGUGCGGGAGUAUCGUCAUGAUAUGGGUAUCAAAUCUGUUCACAGCGAUCCUACUGGGACUUGGAUCAUCGUGCAAGACGACAGAGGAGAUGGUUACGUAUAUAAUCCGGCUAGUGAAAAAAUAGUAUCGAUACCAGAUUUUCCGUCUGGAUGUAAAGGUGCUUUAUGGGAUCAAGCAUUUUCUACCCGGCACAUAUUUGUCGUACAUACCCAAACUAAUAUACAUUUAUUUGUGUACAUCGCACAAGCCGUCAAUGGAACUCGAGCAGAAAAGAUCCACACAGUUCCAAAAUCUCACGACGAAUUGCCUCUGCAACUAUCAGACGGCGAAAUCACUUAUUUGAUUUCCGGGGGUAAAAUAACAACAUUGGAUAUUGCUGAUGCUGGCACUGAUACAUCUAAUGAAAAAAUGCCUGAAAUUAAUAACGUAAUUAUCGGCACAAAUCAAUUAUACUCAGAAACUAUGUUAGAUAGAUUAAUAGCCUUAAAAAAACUAAACGACGCAUGGAACGUUUGUGAGCACUUGAAUAAAGAUGAAUGCUGGGAAAAGCUGGGAAAGGCAGCGAUUGAGCAUUUAAAUAUAGAAUUUGCGAUAAGCGUAUAUCGACAUUUAAGAGACGUAUCAAUGGUGUGGUCACUAGAAAAAAUAAGUUCAAUCGAGGAACUUAAAUUGCUAUGCGGACACUGCGCUAUGAUACUUGGGUUGAUAGAGGAAGCCUGCAGAUAUUUUCAACAAUCGAGUCAACCACAAGAAGCUUUAUGGUUGCGGAGAGACCUGCUACAAUGGCAGCCUGCACUAGAACUUGCAAAAAGAGUUGAUGUCACCGAAUUUCCAUUCAUAGCACGGGAAUAUGCUGCUCAACUAGAAUUUACGGGUAAUUUUCCAGAAGCUUUACAGCACUUUAAUGAAGGCCUAAUAGAUGAAAAAAGCUGCGGUGAUUACAUCGCCAGAAGUCAUAAUUACAACGGCAUUAAAGAUGUUGAUGAACAUAAUGCAUUAUGUAUGAACGGCAUUGCAAGAAAUAGUAUAAGAUGUGGAGAUAUAAAAAAAGGGUUAUCCAUUGCAACGAGAAGCAACAACAAACAACUCGCUAAAGAAUGUGCAGACAUUUUGCUAGAACUCAAGCAAUUCAGUGAAGCAGCCGAAAUGUAUGAAAGAGCUGAUUUAUGGGAUCAAGCUGCUGCAAUAUAUAUUCAACUAAAUUCAUGGAAUAAAGUGACGAUGCUUCUGGACAAAGUUAUAUCUCCCAAGAUACAUUUACAGUAUGCACAAGCCAAAGAAAAAGCUGCACUUUAUGAGGAUGCUGCUACAGCAUAUGCGGCUGCUAAAGACUAUACCUCUGUUAUAAGAAUACAACUAGAGCAUUUGAAUAAUCCACAUGCUGCCGUCGAAUUAUUGGAACAGAAUCCUUCGAAUGAAGGAGCACAGAUGGUAGCUAGGUUUUAUCAACGUAUUAAUGAUCAUGAAUCAGCUAUGAAAUUUUUAGUGAUAUCUGGUUGCAAUACAGAAGCCUAUGAAUUAGCCCGACGCCAUGGUCUACUACAAGAUCUCGGGCAACUGCUACUGGCUGGUUCUGGCACCAGCACAGACUUUAGGCAGCUAGCCGAACAUUUUGAGGCCCAGGCUUCAAGUCUUCUUGCUGGCAAAUACUAUUUCUAUGCAAGAGAUUUUUCAAAGGCUUUAAAGCAUUUGCUAAAAGCUUCUGCUUUAAGUUCAGCAGAAAAUGAAGCUUUAUCUUUAGCUGUCGAUACUGUAGCUUCAUCAAAUGAUGAAAAAUUAGUUGCACAUUUAAUAGAAUUUUUGUUAGGAGAAACUGAUGGCAUACCCAAGGAUCCUAAGUACUUAUUCAGAUUAUACAUGGCCAGGAAACAGUUCAAAGAAUCAGCAAAAGCAGCAGUGAUAAUUGCAAACCAAGAGCAGAUUAACGGCAACUAUAGAAGUGCUCAUGACGUCCUAUUCUCUAUGUACCAGGAGUUACGCCACAAUGAUAUACCAGUUCCAUUAGAUAUGAGAAAUAGUCUCAAUCUUUUGCAUUCAUAUAUUUUAGUAAGGCUACAUGUGAAGAGGGGUGAUCAUGAAAAGGCAGCCAGACUAUUGCUGCGAGUAGCUUCAAAUAUAUCAAAAUUUCCACAACAUGUAGUUCCAAUAUUAACAUCUACAGUAAUAGAAUGCCACAGAUCUGGUUUGAAACAGUCAGCAUUUUCUUACGCCGCUACACUAAUGAGACCUGAGUACCGAUCCCAGAUUGAUCCAAAAUAUGCGAAAAAAAUCGAAACCAUAGUGCGUAAAACACGAGGAACUAAAGACUCUGAAUUAAAUACAGAUGAACAAGAAAAUAGAUCUCCUUGCCCAUAUUGUAAUUUUAAUUUACCGGACAUGGAAGUGAACUGUACUCAGUGCAAAAUGAGUAUACCAUUCUGUAUUGCAACUGGCAAACAUGUUAUUAAAGAUGAUUUAACCACAUGUCCUGAAUGUGAUUUUCCAGCAAUUAGAAGUGAAUUUAUAAAGAUUUUGGAAAGUGAAACACAAUGUCCAAUGUGCUCAGAAAAUAUUACAGUGCAAAGACUGAUGCAAAUUGAUGACCCCAGUUCUUAUUUAAAUACUAAUAAUUAA